Molecule: messenger RNA, 4473 nt
Organism: Candoia aspera
Lineage: Eukaryota; Metazoa; Chordata; Lepidosauria; Squamata; Candoiidae
Gene: AKAP1
Product: A-kinase anchoring protein 1
Exons: 11
Coding region: 280-2883 (867 amino acids)
Cellular component (GO): mitochondrion; membrane
Molecular function (GO): protein kinase A regulatory subunit binding; RNA binding
Source: RefSeq, a predicted model, not a curated record
AAGGUGCCAGUCCUCAUGCGCCGGGUCUUCGAGGGAGGGGCUUUCCGGAGAGUAAACCGGCGUGGGCAGCGGUUGUGAGGGUGACUAUGGUUGUUGGCGCUUCCGGCGGAUCAAAUAAACCACCGUCUGUUGUUCUCAAAGGGGGAACCCUUCUUCCCUCCCGCGCAUAUGGUUGCUAACUUCUCCGCUAGCCCACCUCCCGAGGCUGUACUUUCUCUUUACGCGUUCCGAUGAGUGCUCUGCGGUAAUUGGCAGGUUUAAUUUCUAAGGGUGCAUGAAAUGGCGCUGCGCUUCCGCAACUUGCUGCCGUUCGCCAUCCCCGGAGUGCUGGCACUCAUUGGCUGGUGGUGGUUUUCUUCGCGUAAAAAGGAACGCAUCAGUAAUCAUGACAGGCAAGACCUUCCCAGCUUGGAAGAGCACCAGAAAUGUUCUCUCCAGAGGGAGCCAAGCUCUUGGAAAGCUGGACAGUUGAACAGUGAAUUUUCUCCACCUCUGCAGGCCAGGCAGUGUAGUGAUUUGCCCUUUCAAGAACUGCAGAUACCUCUGACAGAAGACAGAGCACAAAGCUUUGAAAUGUCCAGAGAAGACCCGCCCGUUGGGGCAAAACCAACCUUCAGACUAGACCCACUGCAGGACGACAGUGGAGAACUGGAAGUGACGGGGCCCCGAGGUGUGCUUGGAUCCCCUUCGCCCAAGACUUCUCUUCUGGAUGCACAAGGAGUUGAUGACUUCCAAACUGGUGAGGCUGCCAGUGAGGGGAAGCUGGCAUCCAUUCAGGUGGCAAACCAAGUGCCAUUGGCAGUUCUUAGCUCUGAAAAAUUGGGAGACAGUAGCAAAGAGGUGGCGGUCCAGAUCAGUUCAUCGGAGAAGACUUUGAAGGAAGACCAGUGCCCUGCACCCACCUCUGUGGAUUCUUUGCCCAUCACUUGCUCCAAAAAGAUGAAUGAAGAAGUUCCAGAUGAGAUCCCUAUGGAUACUGCUGAAGUGGAAGGAGGGAGUGAUGGUAAUGGUGGUGAAGCAGAGACUGCGGUUGGAACCCUGACCACGUAUGUUGAACCUGCUAGAUUAGAGGCAGUUGAGGAAGGAAUGACGUCCAGUUCAAAGGCUGGUAGUAUGUUGAAGCACCAUGGAUUCAGAGAAGUUGGGUAUAAGGGUGGUCUGGAAGAAGAGAGGAUAGGAGCCAUUAGCUUGGACAAACAAGAAGUAGAGAAGAUUGAGCAGGUGGCCAUACACAUAAUUUCCAAUGUUAUCCGGGCAGCCACUGAGGAAGUAUUGUCUGGGUCGGUCAGUGAUGUGUCAGAGAGGAUAUGCCAAAUAGCCAGCCUGGUGGAUAGUCCUCGGGAGAAGGUGUCCACUGGAGCUGUUGGCCAGGCAGAAUCCAGCCAGGGAGGUGAAUGCGUGAGCGAGAAGGUUGCAACCGUAGAACUGUCUCCUCUGCUGGAGGAGAACGUCAAUCGUCAUGCCACGUAUUCAAGUCAUUUGAUGCAUGGCCGACUGGUCAACCUAAGUCACAGCCGGCUCAGAGACUCCAGUUGUCCCACAGGGCAGUCUGCUGGCAAUCUGGCAGCGGCUUCUAACCACGAGGAGGAGUUUGAUGAUGGUCACAUGGUGAUGGAAGAUUCUGGGUGCAGUGCCUGCACCUCAGAAGAUGGGGCUAGUGCUGAGGAUCUCCUGAAAAGCGCUUCGUCUCCACCUUUGGGACAACACCUGGAUCUAUUGAACAUGCCCACCAUCAAAGACUCAGAGAACAAAUCCGCAUCAAGCCAGAAACCGCCUACCCCCAUGCCGAUGGAAGCCAGGGUGCCGUACAGCAAUGGCAUGCUGAAGGAGGACUUUCCACCUCUGAGCCACGAACAGCCAUGGCCAACGGAGGCAGAUACUGACCACUCAGGAGGCUCUGACGUAAACAGCAUGGACUCGGUGGACAGCGGAUGUGCUCUCCGCAAGAAUGACAGCUGCCCGAGUGCUAAGAUGGGAACAGACUCCAGUAAAGCAGAGCUUGUUAUCUGGGAAGUAGAAAUACCAAAGCAUUUAGUAGGGCGGCUGAUAGGCAAGCAAGGGAGAUACGUGAGCUUCCUGAAGCAAGUCUCUGGUGCCAAAAUCUACAUUUCCACGCUACCUUACACCCAGGACUUCCAGAUCUGCCAUAUAGAAGGCUCUCAGCAAAAUGUUGACAAAGCACUAUCCCUGAUUGGAAAGAAGUUCAAGGAUCUGAGCCUCACCAACAUCUAUGCCCCACCACCACCACCACUGCCAUUGCAUUCCCUCCCCAUGACCUCCUGGCUCAUGCUUCCAGAUGGAGUUACGGUAGAAGUGAUCGUGGUUAAUCAAGUCAAUGCUGGGCACCUAUUCGUACAACAGCACACGCAUCCCACGUUCCACGUCCUGCGUAGCCUAGAUCAGCAGAUGUAUCUCUGCUAUUCCCAACCCGGGAUUCCUACGAUGCCAACCCCAGUAGAGGUAGGUGUUGUCUGUGCCGCACCAGGUGUGGAAGGUGCGUGGUGGCGGGCACAAGUAGUCGGCUACUUCAAAGAUACCAGUGAAGUGGAAAUCAGAUACGUGGACUAUGGUGGAUAUGAACGAGUCAAGAUUGAUACACUUAGACAGAUCAGAUCUGACUUCGUAACACUGCCGUUCCAAGGAGCCGAGGUCCUUUUGGACAACGUGGUGCCGCUUCCGGAUGAUGAUCACUUUUCAUCUGAAGCCGACACGGCUGUUAGUGAAAUGACCAGGGGCACACCCUUACUUGCACAGGUUACAAGUUAUGACAGUGCAACAGGAUUGCCACUAAUACAGCUGUGGAGCAUGAUAGGAGAUGAGUUGGUGUCUAUAAACCGAACGUUGGUGGAAAGAGGGUUUGCGCAGUGGGUCGAUAACUACUAGCAAAGCCCUUAACCCAUCUUCUGGACUGCUCUUUCCUCUGUUUCCCCUGUCCCCCUGACUUUCUUUCCUGUUUUUGGCACUGUUUCAAAAUUAGGAUUGUGCAGUCCUUCCUCCCACCCCUUCCCCCCAUGCACAAAUCAGCCAUUAUUUCCAACAGUGAUUUGUGAGGAAUUCAUCUGACAGACCACAGUUAGUAUUGCAUACCUCAUUUUGUUGAAAGGCAGGGAGUUGUACCAUAAGCCAUUAAACAAAAACAAACUGCAGCUUUAAAACUUGGCUCUUCCCCUUUGGUCAAAUGUCAAGUUAUUAAAAAAAAAAGAGGGUUGCACCCAUUUGGCUGUGUGUGGUUUAAAUAAUUGUUUCUCAACCUUGGCAACUUUAAGAUGUCUGGUCUUCAACUCCCAGAAUCCCCAGCCAGCAUGGCUGGCUGGGGAAUUCUGGGAAUUGAAGUCCAGACAUCUUAAAGUUGCCAAGGUUGAGAAACACUGCUUUAAAGUGUGUGUUGAAUGUAUCUCAAUUUCCUAAAGUGACUGCUGCCUAGACAUUAAACUGACUUGAAGUUUAAGAGAUAAAAUUGAUUCAGGCCACCAGAAACCUCCCCCUCCCCAUUGAUAAAAUAUUUGAAGCUUGGGAGCACAUCUGAGAUGUUGGCAUUUCCAUGUUUCUAACAGCAAAGGCUAAGCUGCCUUCCCUUUGGUUCUAGGUAAGGCCACAGGCUCCUUGUGAGAUUGUGACUUCAUUUUUAAUUAAGGCUUGGUUUGUGCGCAAAACAAGGAAACACCCGUUUUGCAGACCACCUUAAACAGCAAGCUUAUCUUCAACCGCUAUAGCUGCUGCGUUUUUUAAUUCCCAGUCAUGUUGAACACACAGAGAAAAGAAAAAUUGAUUGUCAAGCCUGAUUGUGAGACAUAACUGUUUUCUAGCUGUUUGAAAAACCUAUGUAAAUAUAUAUAAAAAUCAUUGUAAUAUUUUGUACAAGAGAAAAAAAAUACUGGAGAUUAAAAAGGGAACUUCAAACAAAAAAAAAAAUUUUUUUUUUCCCAUACCAAAAUGUCCUCUGUAGGGAGAAAUAGUUUGGGGUGUGUCAUUACACAGCUAAACACUAGAAAGUGUGAAAGUUUUUCUGACCUUUGUAUAGCAUGGUUCUUUCCCCCUGCUUGCUGUAUGGUAGGAAGAGUAAUUAGCAAAUUCUUGUUGCUUUUUUGCUGUACAGAUCUGACGGAAAGGGGAAGAACAAGUAACAUUUGGAAUUAAUAUUGCAGUGGCGUCUUUUUUUUUUUUUUGCUCCUUUUUAGAUUGGUUUCAAAUGUGGAAUUAAAAAAAAUCAAGUAAUUUAAGCUAAUUUAAUACUAUUAAAAUAUAAAGGAAUUUAAAACAUGGUUGUCGAGUUGGGAGUUAUUACCGAAGGGAGAGAACGUAAAAUUGUGUUGUAUGUAUGUCAACUCUUAUUACAGAUUUUUCAAAGUUCUGGUCUUAUACAAAACAUGGAGUGUAUGGCAAAAUCUUCCUCAAAAGCUGUAGAAAAAAAAAAGUAUUGUGUGAACCAGUCAACCUUUAAGAUUUUCAGCAAUUAAAUGCCUCUAAAUGUGA